AAGCCACCUAGCUCCCAUUCUGAGUCUUUACCUUCCAUUCACCAGAAGGUCCAGAACUCUACCCUAUUUUCCAUUUUGGCCCCCAACAUCCCUCUCUCCAUCUCUCACACGGUUGUGCCACCAACUAACAAAACAAUGAGGCUUACCUCGGCAAUCUGCACCGGCUCACCAAACGAUUGUCCAGGACACAACCAGUGAUCCAGAGAUUCCUCCUCCAAAUACACAUUUUGCUGCUUCUCACAACCCAGAUGGUGAAAUGCCCUUCUUCACAAUAGAAUACGAUCGCUUAGCUCAACAACAACAGCAACAACACCGACUCACUGUUCUCAAUCGCUUCCAUCGCCCAUAUGCCAAAUUCAAUAAUGGGUGUGUCUCUUUUGCUCAACAAAAUCCCAGCGUUAUCAUCAGCAGCACAAUCGUCCAAUAUCCUUUUAAGUGCUAUUAAAGGUUUGCCCAUAUUGGAACUCUCCUCAAUUUGCAUCAAUUUGACACUCUUUCUCGUGUUCCUCUUCAUCGUCUCGGCAAGGCAGAUAUUUGUGUGUGUUGGUAGGAUAAGAAUUAUUAAGGACGAUUCAGCUGCGAAUGCGAACCCAAUUCGGCAUAGUAUCGACGGAGAAAUCCGCGAUGUUAAUAUUGGUGCGGGGUAUAAAGCUACAGUCUUUUGUUGUUUCUAUGUGUUGUUUGUGCAAGUUUUUCUAUUGGGGUUCGAUGGAGUCGGUUUGAUAAGAGAGAGCAUUAACGGGAAGUUUGUGUAUUGGUCUGGCCUAUUAUUGCCAGCUGCACAAAGUUUAGCUUGGUUCGUGUUGAGCUUUUCAGCUCUGCAUUGUAAAUUCAAGGUGUCUGAGAAAUUCCCGUUGUUGUUGAGGGUGUGGUGGGUUGUGUCAUUUUCAAUUUGUGUGUGUACUCUCUAUGCCGACGGGAGAGAAUUCUCCGUUGAAGGUUCAAAGCACUUGUGUUCUCGUGUUGUGGCAAAUUUUGCUGUGACACCUGCACUUGCUUUCCUUUGCUUUGUUGCAAUUAGGGGUGUUACCGGCAUACAAGUUUGUAGGAACUCUGAUCUUCAAGAACCUUUGCUUGUCGAAGAAGAAGCAGGGUGUCUUAAGGUUACCCCUUAUAGUGAUGCGGGGCUUUUUACCUUGGUCACACUCUCUUGGCUGAACCCACUUCUUUCAAUUGGUGCAAAGAGACCCCUUGAGCUUAAGGAUAUUCCCCUUCUUGCACCAAAAGAUAGAGCCAAGACCAAUUAUAAGGUUUUGAAGUCGAAUUGGGAGAAAUUGAAGGCUGAAACCCCAUCAAAGCAGCCUUCUUUAGCUUGGGCACUUCUCAAGUCAUUUUGGAAAGAAGCAGCUUGUAAUGGUAUAUUUGCCGGUUUGAGUACUCUUGUUUCAUAUGUGGGGCCGUACAUGAUUAGCUACUUUGUCGAUUACUUGGGGGGGAAAAAGACUUUCCCCCAUGAGGGGUAUAUUCUUGCCGGAAUAUUCUUUUCAGCAAAGCUCGUGGAGACAUUAACAACCAGGCAGUGGUAUGUUGGGGUAGACAUUUUGGGUAUGCAUGUGAGAUCUGCUUUAACAGCAAUGGUGUAUCAAAAGGGGCUCAAGCUCUCGAGCUUGGCGAAGCAAAGUCACACCAGUGGAGAAAUUGUUAACUACAUGGCACUUGAUGUACAGAGAGUGGGGGACUACUCUUGGUACCUCCACGAUAUAUGGAUGCUUCCUCUGCAAAUAAUUCUUGCCCUUGCAAUUUUGUAUAAGAAUGUUGGAAUUGCUUCAGUUGCAACAUUGGUUGCCACAAUUAUCUCCAUUGUCGUUACUGUUCCUGUGGCAAAGAUACAAGAAGAUUUUCAGGACAAGUUAAUGGCUGCGAAGGAUGAAAGAAUGAGGAAAACGUCCGAAUGUCUAAGGAACAUGAGGAUUCUCAAAUUGCAAGCUUGGGAAGACAGGUAUCGAGUUAAGUUGGAGGAUAUGCGUGGUGUGGAGUUCAAGUGGCUACAGAAAGCCCUUUAUUCUCAAGCUUUUAUUACAUUCAUUUUCUGGAGCUCCCCCAUAUUUGUUUCAGCUGUCACUUUCGGUACUUCUAUUUUGUUGGGAGGUCAGCUCACUGCAGGGAGUGUUCUUUCUGCUCUUGCCACUUUCAGGAUCCUCCAAGAACCACUCAGGAAUUUUCCUGAUUUGGUGUCUAUGAUGGCUCAGACAAAAGUUUCUCUUGAUCGAAUUUCCGGAUUCCUGCAAGAGGAAGAGUUGCAGGAAGAGGCCACCAUUGUCCUGCCGCGAGGCAUUACUAAUGUGACCAUAGAAAUUACAGACGGUGGGUUCAGCUGGGACCCUUCCUCUCCAGCACCAACAUUAUUGGGAAUCGAAAUGAAAGUUGAGAGAGGUAUGCGAGUUGCUGUUUGCGGUAUGGUUGGUUCUGGAAAAUCAAGCUUGCUUUCUUGCAUCCUUGGCGAGAUUCCCAAAAUCUCUGGUGAAGUAAAAGUAUGUGGUACUGCUGCUUAUGUAUCUCAGUCAGCAUGGAUACAGUCCGGAAAUAUAGAAGAGAACAUUCUUUUUGGCAGCCCUAUGGAUAAAGCAAAGUAUAAAAAUGUUUUACAUGCUUGUUCACUGAAAAAGGAUUUGGAACUUUUUUCACAUGGAGAUCAGACUAUUAUUGGUGAUAGAGGUAUAAAUUUGAGUGGUGGCCAGAAACAAAGAGUGCAGCUUGCCAGAGCACUGUAUCAAGAUGCUGAUAUUUAUUUACUGGAUGACCCUUUCAGUGCACUUGAUGCACACACUAGUUCUGAAUUAUUUAAGGAAUACAUAUUGGCAGCACUAGCUAGUAAGACCGUGAUUUUUGUGACCCAUCAAGUUGAAUUACUCCCUGCUGCAGAUCUGAUUCUGGUUCUUAAAGCAGGCCGAAUAAUACAAGCAGGAAAAUAUGAUGAUCUUUUACAAGCUGGAACUGAUUUUAAAACUUUGGUCUCAGCUCACCAUGACGCAAUUGAAGCUAUGGAUAUUCCUUGUCACUCAUCAGAAGAUUCAGAUGAAAGUUCGUCCCUUGAUGGAACACUUAUGCCUAGUAAAACAUGCAUGGCCACUGGAAGUGGUAUUGACAGUUUGGGAAAGGAAGUACAAGAAGUUGUAUCGCCUUCAUGCCAGAAAGCAAUUAAAGAGAAAAAGAAAGCAAAACGCUCAAGGAAAAAGCAGCUUGUUCAGGAAGAGGAAAGGGUAAGAGGAAGGGUCAGCAUGAAAGUGUACUUGUCAUAUAUGGCUGCGGCAUAUAAGGGCUUAUUGAUUCCACUAAUAAUUGUUGCCCAAGCACUGUUUCAGUUCCUUCAAAUUGCUAGUAAUUGGUGGAUGGCUUGGGCUAAUCCCCAAACAGAAGGAGAUCAACCUAAAGUGAGUCCUAUGGUCCUUCUGGGUGUUUAUAUGGCCUUUGCUUUUGGAAGUUCUUGGUUCGUCUUUGUUAGGGCUGCUUUGGUUGCUACAUUUGGUCUAGCAGCUGCACAGAAAUUGUUUCUGAAUAUGCUUAGAAGUGUGUUUCGGGCACCGAUGUCAUUCUUUGAUUCUACGCCAGCUGGACGGAUCUUGAAUCGUGUGUCAGUUGAUCAAAGUGUUGUGGAUCUUGAUAUUCCUUUCAGACUUGGUGGGUUUGCUUCAACAACAAUUCAACUUAUUGGCAUUGUUGGUGUAAUGACUACAGUUACAUGGCAAGUGUUGCUUCUUGUUGUUCCUAUGGCCAUUGCCUGCUUGUGGAUGCAGAAAUACUACAUGGCUUCAUCAAGGGAAUUGGUUCGCAUUGUCAGCAUCCAGAAAUCUCCAAUUAUCAAUCUUUUUGGUGAAUCUAUUGCUGGAGCAGCAACGAUAAGAGGCUUUGGACAAGAAAAAAGAUUCAUCAAGAGGAAUCUUUACCUUCUUGAUUGUUUUGCUCGCCCAUUCUUCUGCAGUCUCGCAGCCAUUGAAUGGCUGUGUCUACGCAUGGAGUUAAUCUCAACCUUUGUAUUUGCUUUCUGCAUGAUUUUGCUCGUUAGCUUUCCACAUGGGACUAUCGAUCCAAGCAUGGCAGGCCUAGCUGUGACAUAUGGCCUUAAUUUGAAUGCACGCCUAUCGCGGUGGAUACUUAGCUUUUGCAAGCUUGAAAACAAAAUAAUUUCCAUAGAGAGGAUGUACCAGUAUAGCCAAAUUCCAGGAGAAGCCCCGCCCAUUGUUGAGGAAUCUCGCCCUCCAUCUUCAUGGCCUGAGAAUGGAACAAUUGAAAUGAUUGAUUUAAAGGUUCGUUACAAAGAGAAUCUUCCUACUGUGCUUCAUGGGAUAACCUGCACAUUUCCAGGUGGGAAGAAUAUUGGAAUUGUUGGGCGAACCGGAAGUGGUAAAUCCACUUUGAUCCAGGCUUUGUUUCGACUAAUUGAACCAGCAGGUGGGAGGAUCCUGAUAGACAAUGUUGAUAUUUCAAAAAUUGGCCUUCAUGACCUUCGCAGCCGUCUUAGUAUCAUACCUCAGGAUCCUACCCUAUUUGAAGGGACCAUCAGAGGCAAUCUUGAUCCCCUUGAAGAGCAUUCAGAUCAUGAAAUUUGGCAGGCACUUGAUAAGUCUCAGCUUGGACAGAUAAUUCGUGAGAAAGAGCUAAAGCUUGAUACACCUGUGCUUGAAAAUGGAGAUAAUUGGAGUGUGGGUCAACGGCAACUUGUUUCCUUAGGUCGGGCUUUGCUUAAGCAGGCAAGAAUACUAGUGCUUGAUGAAGCAACAGCAUCAGUUGAUUCAACCACUGAUAAUAUCAUCCAGAAAAUUAUUCGAACUGAGUUUAAGGGCUGUACUGUAUGCACAAUUGCACAUCGUAUUCCAACUGUUAUUGACAGCGACGCGGUUCUGGUCCUCAGUGAUGGUAGAGUUGCAGAGUUUGAUACUCCAGCUCGACUAUUAGAGGAUAAGUCAUCCAUGUUCCUAAAGUUGGUAAUUGAGUAUUCAUCACGGUCAAGCGGCAUACCAGAUUUUUGAAUUGGAUGCCAGGCUUGUGAAACACCUAGUGAAGGCAGCAAGAGCAGAGGACUACCCAAGCUGAACCAGCCAAGGCUGUUUCAGCUUAUUGCUGCUGCAUCCGGCAAACUGAAAGUCAAACGGGAGGAGCAAAGGUGCGUGUUAUGUUAUUAAACCAGAACCCAUUGAAGGAAAUUAGCUAGCGGUUCAAAGUGACCAUGAGUUAAUUCACUCCCUUAAGCAGGGCUGGGGAAUUUAUGCACAGUUGGCAUAUUUUGUAACCGAGAAUAAGUUGAGUUGGUAGAGGUAAUAAUAAUUACACACAGGAAAAAAUGGGCGGGUAAUUUGUAUUUAAGGAGGUGCAGCGAAGUAGUGUUUAGACUGAAGCGCGAGUUUCUGAUUUUGUUAGGGACUUUUUAGAGCUGAACUAGGCAAAAUCUAUCCCACAAAAUUUCUAGUGGCAAAAAAUGCAGCUUAGACUA
Juglans regia (Persian walnut) is the source of this 5428-nucleotide messenger RNA. RefSeq names its product ABC transporter C family member 5. Gene Ontology annotation, cellular component: plant-type vacuole; vacuolar membrane. The record is from RefSeq and is a predicted model, not a curated record. The transcript is spliced from 13 exons. Lineage: Eukaryota; Viridiplantae; Streptophyta; Magnoliopsida; Fagales; Juglandaceae. Gene Ontology annotation, molecular function: ATP binding; ABC-type transporter activity; ATP hydrolysis activity. Gene Ontology annotation, biological process: transmembrane transport. Bases 348 to 4967 code for a protein of 1539 amino acids.